GCUGAAGGCCAGGGGAGCUGCUGCAGCAUCGUGCACGUGGUGAGCUGCGAGGAGGAAUUCCAGCAGCAGCAGCUGGAUCUGCUCUGGAGGAUUUUGGAUCCAGGAGCUCACACAGCUUUGCAGAAACACCUUGUCUGUGGACCAGUGAAGGUGACAAACCCCUCAUCGCCCAUUGGGGCCGACCAGUACUUCCAGCUCCGUAAGCGCCAGAUGUAUGAAGCCUCUGUGAUGAAGUACGGGGAGCUUGCACAAGAUGAGGCCUGGACUGAGGUGAUUGAUACCCUCACCGUGGCUGCCAUCAGGUUUGAGAUGCUGAGCACUGCUCACCGGAGUCAGAUCACCCUGGACCUGGAGGACAGCAGCAUCUCCACGAAGGGAACCAAGAGUGGUGCCUUCGUAAUGUACAACUGCGCCCGGCUGGCCACGCUCUUCGACACCUACCAGCGGGCUGUGGAGCGGGGCACGUACCCACCUCUGCCAUCAGCAUCAGAACUAAACUACUCCUGCCUCCGGGAAGAGGGCGAAUGGCUUCUGCUCUUCAACUAUCUCCUGCCAUUCCCUGAAGUCCUGCAGCGGGCAGCACAGCUGCCCCCACCCAGCAAGGGGAUCCGGAUCACAGCCAACACAGAGACAGUGUGCAAGUUCCUGAUCCAGCUCAGCAUGGAUUUUAGCUCAUACUACAACCGGGUCCAUGUCCUGGGGGAGCCAUUCCCUCACCUCUUUGACCAGAUGUUUGCCCGCCUCCGGCUCCUGGGAGCAGUGAGGGACGUGUUCCACAGUGCGCUGGCGACUCUGCACCUCCCUCCUCUCAGCCAGAUCUGAGCCACACUGAAGAGCCACACCGCAGUGUCACAGGCAUCAGGACAACGCUCCACGAGGGGAAGGAGAGGGCACGUCCUCCCUGGCAGGGCGAGGGGCUGCCCCACCACCAGGCAGGGAGUCGGGGCAUGCCUCAGCCCCAUGCAGG
This is a messenger RNA of Tauraco erythrolophus (red-crested turaco), 967 nucleotides long. Lineage: Eukaryota; Metazoa; Chordata; Aves; Musophagiformes; Musophagidae. The record is from RefSeq and is a predicted model, not a curated record.